CCCUGACACUUCUCAUAAAUAUUACCAAGGCUUAUUCAGGGGAACUCGCACUACAAAGUCACAUCGCGUUCUGGGGUUUAACAAGCUUUCACCUGUCAGAAAAUACAAUUUUUUUUUAUAUACCUUUCUGCUUUUGCGUUCUUUCUUUUUACCCUGCCGGUUUGGCACCGUCGGAUGCGCUCCAGGUUUGGUUUUUUCCCCACCGCAACUCCCAACUUUGUGCACCGGAGCUGGAGGGCUGGUGUCGCCGUUAACCGGAGCUUCCAGGUCGGUUCCCUGCGUGUGGAAGAGUUGCUGAUACAAUGUGCAGUCCCGUGUCUUGAUUCUGGAGUUGUUCGAUCGGAGGUUGAGUCAACUUUGGGCUCCGGACUUCGCCGAUUUCAUCGCUGCUGCCGGUGAAAGAAGCCCAGAAAAGUGCUGCGCUUUCACACAUUUGACCGUUUCUGUCAUCGAGAAGAAGAGAAGGGGGAGGUUUUUCCAUUCAGAUUCUUUUAAAAAAAAUAUACCAAGAAUCCAUGAUGAGCAAACCUACCGGCUCAACAAGUGGCUGUUUGGAUAUUCUGAAUGUCAAAUCAAGUCGUAUUCUGGACAUCCCAUGUAAAGUGUGCGGCGACCGCAGCUCAGGGAAACACUAUGGUGUUUACGCCUGUGACGGCUGCUCGGGAUUCUUUAAGAGGAGCAUCCGCAGAAACCGGACCUACGUCUGUAAAUCUGGAUCGCAGGGUGGUUGUCCCGUUGACAAAACUCACAGAAACCAGUGCAGAGCGUGUCGUUUGAAAAAGUGUCUGGAAGUGAACAUGAAUAAAGACGCCGUUCAGCACGAGAGGGGGCCACGGACGUCCACCAUCCGCAAACAGGUCGCUCUGUACUUCAGGGGUCACAAAGAAGUGAACGGUUCCUCGACGCAUUUCCCCGGAUCCUCGCUGCCCGGGCCUCCCUUCUUCACCACCGUCACGCAGCUGGAGCCUCACAACCUGGAGAUGAGCACAGUGGCCACGACACCCGAGAGACAGGCCAUCGUGGGUCUAGCACAGCCAACCCCGAAGUAUCCCCACGAGGUCAGUGGCACCCCCAUGUACCUGUACGAGGUGGCCACGGAGUCUGUGUGCGAGUCGGCGGCGCGCCUCCUGUUCAUGAGCAUCAAGUGGGCUAAAAGUGUGCCCGCCUUCUCCACCCUCCCAUUAUCUGAUCAGCUGAUUUUGUUGGAGGACGCAUGGAGGGAAUUAUUCGUUCUGGGCAUUGCGCAGUGGGCCAUUCCCGUGGACUCCACUACUCUUCUUGCUGUUUCUGGGAUGAACACUGAAAACACGGAGUCUCAGCGGAUGAACAAGAUCAUGUCUGAGAUUCAAGCACUUCAAGAGGUGGUGACCAGGUUCAGGCAGAUGCGUCUUGAUGCCACAGAGUUCGCAUGCUUAAAAUGCAUCGUGACGUUCAAAGCUGUUCCUACGCAUGGCAACACUGAGUUGAGAAGUUUUCGCAACGCCAGCGCCAUCGCAGCACUACAAGACGAGGCCCAGCUCACUCUCAACAGUUAUAUACACACCAGGUACCCGACUCAGCCUUGUCGCUUCGGCAAACUGCUCCUGCUCCUGCCGGCGCUCCGCUCCGUCAGUCCGUCCACCAUAGAGGAGGUGUUCUUCAAAAAGACCAUCGGCAACGUGCCCAUCACCAGGCUCCUCUCCGACAUGUACAAGUCCAGCGAUAUAUGAAUUCUCAGCAUCGGAAAAAAAAACUGGAGAUGUGAAGGCCCGCGCACACACAUACACACACACACUCACACACACACACGACAGACCGUCAAAUCAUAGCAGCUGUAGCCAUUGGGCUGAUUUUUUGCUGAGCACAAAAUCUCUUAGGCUGUCUUAAUAUAGCCUAUUUAGUGCUAGAGGGUCCACUGAAACAAAGACUGCAAGCCUGUUAACAGUUGCUCUAGUUAAGGAUUAGCGUGUCAUUAUUGAACUGCCUGUAUGAUUCCGAAAAUUGCAAUCUGUGCUGUGGGCAAACAGCGUUGAAACAUCACCUACAGACUCUGGAGAGCACCUGCCAAGUCCGUGUGGGAAAGAGAUGUUGUAUAUUAAGAUGUUUCUCGAGUGUCUGUGAGACCAAUGAGCUUGACGACCAAUUCAAUCUUUUAUUGCUGUGUUCAAUCCCAAUGGAGGAAACCAAAAAAGAAAAAGAAAAAAAAAGGAUGACGCAUGCGUAAUGGUGGGGACGUGAGUCGCUGUUCCUCGAACCGGUGCUGAAACCAAACGCAACAAUGAAGAGGUGCCAGCUCUGAGAGGAAAGGGACUUUAUAAAGGAUAUGCUUGCGUUGCCUCCUGACUAUAAACGUACAUUCAUCUGACGAUGGUGUCUGUAUUUAAGUGGCUACUGUCCUGUUUGUGUUGGUGUGUCCUGUCUGAGGCGCAGCAUUAAACAUGUUUAGGUCGACUUUGUGGAGUUAGACACUAACACUGGAUCAAACAAUAUUCAGCACUUGGAAAUGUUUUCUUUUUGUUUGUUUCGUUUUUGUGGCCUGUGAUGUUUUUAUUCUGCUGUAAAUAUCUGGAGUUAUGACUAUUUCGAGUUGUAACUGGAGAGAAUAAAAUACAUUGAAUUAAA
Molecule: messenger RNA, 2601 nt
Organism: Amphiprion ocellaris (clown anemonefish)
Lineage: Eukaryota; Metazoa; Chordata; Actinopteri; Pomacentridae
Gene: nr2e1
Product: nuclear receptor subfamily 2, group E, member 1
Exons: 9
Coding region: 516-1709 (397 amino acids)
Biological process (GO): cell differentiation; negative regulation of transcription by RNA polymerase II; anatomical structure development
Molecular function (GO): RNA polymerase II cis-regulatory region sequence-specific DNA binding; nuclear receptor activity; zinc ion binding
Source: RefSeq, a predicted model, not a curated record